This is a messenger RNA of Musca domestica (house fly), 625 nucleotides long. RefSeq lists its product as uncharacterized. The coding region runs from base 96 to 509 and encodes 137 amino acids. The record is from RefSeq and is a predicted model, not a curated record. The transcript has 3 exons. NCBI's taxonomy places the organism in Eukaryota, Metazoa, Arthropoda, Insecta, Diptera, Muscidae.
UUUAGUUUUCCAUUCGAGUCACUUCGAUUUUGCAGAAAAUACAGGCAAAUUUAAAACAUUUCUUCCAGCUAAGAAGCAGGCCAAAAAAAAGGAAAAUGCCACACACAUUGGAGUUAACGACAAAUCCUUUCAAAAGGCCCAUGAAUGCCCUACAGAAGCAAUGGUAUCGCAUAUUGAUAGCACGUAAACUGGGUUACGGCUCACCACGUCAGCAGGCCGAAGUGACAGAGGAAAGCUACCAGACAAAAUGCCUAAAACGUUACCAACAAUCCUUCCAUCGUUACAAUCGGCAAUUCCGCGAGGAAAUCAAACAACUGGAGGCCAUGCAGCCAAGUGCCAUUGAUGCCAUGAGAUUGCAUAGGACCUUUGCCAUUACAACACUUUGGUUACCUUUGCAUUCGUUACGCGAGAUCAACUUGACACUGGAACAACUCGAAAAGGUUUUGAGUGUCAAAGAAAGGCGACGCCUACAGCACAUCCUGAAAUAUGGCAUUGGCAACCAUCGUUGACUCAUCGAGAGAGACUUCUUGGCAACAACACAAAAGUUGCCGAUGAGAAUGCCAACAACAAGGUUAUUGUUGUUGUUAGCUAGAUACACCACGGCUAAUGUAAUGUGAAUAUUGUA